AUGUCAAAAUUCAUAAAGUCCAGCACAUCCAAAUACAAGUUUGGUGCUCAUAUGUCCACAGCUGGUGGUGUCUCCAAUUCUGUAAUGCAUGCUUUCACUACCGGUUGUAAUUCGUUUGCUUUAUUCCUUAAAUCACCUAGAAAAUGGGUAUCUCCACAAUAUACACCUGAGGAGAUUGAAAAGUUUAAAAAAUUUGUUAAAGAAUAUAAAUAUGAUCCAAUGACUGAUAUUUUACCUCAUGGCCAAUAUUUCAUUAACUUAGCAAACCCUGAUGAAGAAAAGGCAUUAAAAAGUUACGAUUCCUUUAUCGAUGACCUUAAGAGAUGCGAAUCCCUAGGUAUUGGUCUAUACAAUUUGCAUCCCGGUUCAUCUUUAAAAGGUGAUCAUCCAACACAGCUGAAACAAUUGGCAUCAUACCUAAAUAAAGCUAUAAAAGAAACAGAAUUCGUAACUGUCUUGCUUGAAAACAUGGCAGGAACUGGGAACCUUGUAGGUAGUAACCUUGAGGAUCUACAUACUGUUAUAGAUCUUAUAGAUGACAAAUCAAGAAUAGGUGUAUGUGUCGACACAUGUCACACUUUUGCAGCAGGUUAUGAUAUAUCAACACUAGCCGAUUUCCAGAAAUUUUGGGAUGAUUUUGACGAAAUAGUUGGUUUGAAAUAUUUGAAAGCAAUGCAUUUGAAUGAUUCUAAGGCUCCACUUGGUGCAAAUAGAGAUCUUCAUGAGAAAUUGGGUCAAGGUUACCUAACGUUGAAAUUUUUCCAUAUUUUGGCAACACAUUUUGAAUUUUUACAAAAGAUUCCUAUUGUAUUAGAAACACCCCAAGAUAACGACGAUGGGUACGGUGAAGAAAUUAAGUUGUUAGAAUGGUUAGAGACCGUCCCUGAAGAUUCAAAACUUGAUGAUAACAAAGAAUUUACAGAGAAGUUUACAUCUUUACAAAAAGCAGGUGAAAAGAGUAGAAAGGAACAAAUGACCAAGUUUGAAGCUAAACAGAAAAAACCAAAGAGACAAGCUGAAUCUGAUAUUAUGAGUCAAAUGAAAAAGAAAAUUAGAAAAUGA
Molecule: messenger RNA, 1062 nt
Organism: Maudiozyma barnettii
Lineage: Eukaryota; Fungi; Ascomycota; Saccharomycetes; Saccharomycetales; Saccharomycetaceae
Gene: APN1
Product: DNA-(apurinic or apyrimidinic site) lyase APN1
Exons: 1
Coding region: 1-1062 (353 amino acids)
Biological process (GO): base-excision repair
Cellular component (GO): nucleus; mitochondrion
Molecular function (GO): zinc ion binding; phosphoric diester hydrolase activity; DNA-(apurinic or apyrimidinic site) endonuclease activity
Source: RefSeq, a predicted model, not a curated record